Paramuricea clavata is the source of this 2029-nucleotide messenger RNA. Lineage: Eukaryota; Metazoa; Cnidaria; Anthozoa; Malacalcyonacea; Plexauridae. The record is from the annotation of a GenBank genome assembly.
AAAAUUUAUUCAAAUCGUACAACUAACUGUACGAAUUAAGGCGUGUGUGUAUUUGACUUUAUGAGAUAAAAUGGCCUUCACUGUUACAAGUCCAAACGUUGUUUAUACCGAGAAAUACAUCGAGAGUUUGUAUCAUUACGAAACCUCCGAGGUGAAACAACAUGGCGGGAAGAUAGAAGUGAUCCCAAAGAAGACGGUUUAUACAUUUAAAACCGAGCGAAAAGUGCCGAAACUCGGCUGCAUGCUCGUUGGCUGGGGUGGCAACAACGGCACCACGCUAACAGCUUCGGUGUUGGCGAAUAAACUCUGUUUAUCAUGGAAUACAAAGUCUGGUGUAAUGAAACCGAACUACACCGGUUCGGUGACACAAGCAUCGACCGUAAGCUUGGGCACUGGUCAAGAUGGCGAGGUUUUUGUCCCUCUAAAAGCUUUACUACCGAUGGUCGAGCCAAACGAUAUCGUUUUCGACGGUUGGGAUAUUAACUCGAUGAAUAUUGCCGAUGCAAUGCGACGUGCCGAGGUGUUGGACUUCGACCUGCAACGCCAACUUCGUCCCUACCUCGAGUCGUUAAAACCGCGACCUUCGAUCUAUUGCCCCGAUUUUAUAGCCGCUAAUCAGGCCGAUCGCGCCGACAAUGUUCUCAAAGGCACUAAAAAGCAAAUGGUCGAGCAAAUCCGUGCGGAUAUUCGCGACUUCAAAGCCAAGAAUCAACUAGAUAAGGUCGUCGUACUUUGGACAGCGAACACCGAACGAUUUUGUGAAAUUCAAGCUGGCCUCAACGACACCUGUGAGCAUCUGUUGGCAUCGAUUGCUCGCAACGAAGACGAAGUUUCGCCAUCGACUUUGUUCGCGGUUGCAAGCAUUUUAGAGCGCUGUUCGUAUAUAAAUGGCUCUCCCCAAAACACGUUCGUACCAGGCGUGGUUGCACUGGCUGAGAAAUACCAUACAUUCCUGGCUGGCGAUGACUUUAAAUCGGGUCAGACCAAAAUCAAAUCGGUUUUGGUUGAUUUUCUGGUCAGUGCUGGGAUCAAACCGGUAUCGAUCGUGAGUUACAACCACUUGGGCAACAACGAUGGCAAAAAUCUCUCCUCGGCUAAGCAGUUUCGCUCUAAGGAAAUCUCGAAGAGCAACGUGGUUGAUGAUAUGGUGGAAUCGAACCCGAUUCUGUACAAGAAAGGUGAAAAACCUGAUCACUGUGUGGUUAUCAAGUAUGUGCCCUAUGUCAAGGAUAGUAAACGAGCAAUGGAUGAGUAUACCUCCGAGAUAUUUAUGAAUGGUACGAAUACGCUUGUUAUUCACAAUACAUGUGAGGAUUCGUUACUGGCCGCACCAAUUAUUCUCGAUUUGAUUAUACUCUGUGAGGUGUGCGAGAGGAUAAAGUUCCAAGCUGGUGGUGACACCAAAUUCCAAAGUUUUAAUAGCAUCCUAUCUAUCCUAAGCUAUCUACUUAAAGCCCCAAUAGUACCCAACGGUACACCUGUUGUUAAUGCCUUAUUCCGUCAGCGUGCUUGCAUCGAGAACAUUUUCCGGGCUUGUGUUGGACUUGGUCCUCAGAAUAACAUGUUACUAGAACACAAGCAUUCACAUGCAGCCAAUCCGAAGCCCAUGGAAAACUGCAAUGGUGUUUACAUAAAUGGACUAAAAUCUGAUAUUAACUCGGACAUACCCCAUAUUCCUGCACUGAAUCUAUUAUGCAAUUAACAAUUAACUUAAUUCUUUCAUAUUUAGGUUUAUUAUAUAUUUGUUAAAAGGUAUACCUGCAUUAGAAUGCUAUUUGAUUGUUAGCUAUUUAUUGCUUUAAGAGAUAGCAUGCAAAUCUUCUGUCGAACUGGUGAGCUGUUUAUUAUCAAUGUUCAAUGAAUGAUGUUGACUUUCAAUCAGUGACAUUGGUAUAUGUUAUGUAUGCUUGAAAAAGGAUAGUUUAUUUAAGUCGUACAAUUAAUUAUAUAGUUGUUAUAGUGUUUUAAAUGUACUAACAUUAUAAGUUUCAUCAGUUUAAUUAUGUGAUUUGUGCCUUUGGUUAAUUGC